GUGUGUGCCAAGUGUAACUUCGUGAUUGGAGGAAACACUUGUAUUUAAACACGUAGCCUAUAGCAAUAAACGCCAUUUGCCUCACUUACUCCUGGGGUCUGGGUGAGCAUCUGGCCCCGACCUGGUAAAGGGUCGGUUUCGCCCAGCAGUAAGCCCUACAUGUGGACAGAGGACGAACACCGGACGAGCGAACGGAGACUACAUGCAACAAGUGGUGACCCCGACGUGAUCUGUCUGCUGAGGGUGGCUGCCCGGCGUGCCCGUGACGCGGAGAAGAGCCUAUGAGGUGGCGGCAGGUCGCGCACGGAAGACGUAUUGCGGUUAAGAGCCUGCGAGGUGGCGGCAGGUCGCAUACGUAACAAUGGACCAAGUCAUUAAGGUACUUGUGCAGUUUUGUAAGGACUACUGUGGAAAAUCUACUCCUUCCCGGAAGGAGAUCGCGACAGUUUUGUCGCUAUUAAAUGAGCUGGGGGAGCUGGAGUCUCCCCGCCACGUUUUGGAUUCGAGUAGGUGGGACUUGCUCACCUCGGCGCUAUGCCAGCGCGCCAUGGCCAGUCAGAAGGCUACGGAACUUAAAACGUGGGGACUGAUGUUAGGAGCCCUUAAGGCGGCCAGGGAAGAGGACAAACUUGGGGCGGUCAUGAGCGGGGAGGGAGCUUCGGGGAGCGGGUCUUUGGAGUUUUGCAGGUCCGGCGCUCAGACCGGCGCUCAGACGACAGCGAAUAAAACGGCGACGGAGAGAGAGGAAGAUUGCGAGAAGGACAAAGAAGAGUCGCAGAGGCUCGGGGGGGGUGCAACGGCACCGACGGCCCCUCCUAAUUCUAUUGCGCUGUCGCUGCCCCCUCCCUACCCUAAGCAGCCGUUAUAUCCUUCCUUGGCAACGACAUCGGAGCAGGGGGCGGGACCAUCCCCAAAAGGAAAGGAGGAGGGGAGACUUAAGCUUACUGAUUGGGGGCAGAUCAAAGAGGAAGUGGCACAGAAAGGCCUGGCGGCAACUUAUACACUCCCAGUUGUUGUCUCGGAGGAGGGAGGCCCAAUCUGGGUCCCGUUGGACCCAAAGGGGGUAGCAAGGAUGAUUGAGGCAGUAGAAAAGAAAGGGCUGAAGUCGCCAUUGACGAUGAAUGCCCUUGAGGCCCUCACAGCAUCGGGCCCAAUGCUGCCUUAUGAUAUUGAAAAUUUAAUGCGCAUGGUGUUGAAACCAGUGCAGUAUACGCUCUGGAGAGAGGAGUGGCAUACCAAAUUAAAACAAAUGCUGAUUACGGCACAGGGUGAUCAAAGAAACCCCAUAUAUGGGUCCGAUAUACAGAGAUUAACGGGCAAUGCACCAGGUCUGCUGACCCCUCAAGCACAAGUUUGUCAACUUAGACCAGGAGAGUUGAUAGCGACUACGGACGCUGCAAUAGACGCGUUCCGAAAGCUUGCAAGGAGUGCUGAGCCCACUACUCCGUGGACAGAGAUCGCGCAAGGCCCCACAGAGCCGUUUCAGGAGUUUGCAGACAGACUAAUUAAGGCAGUGGAAGGCUCGGAUCUGCCCAGAGCAGUUCAUGGUCCCGUCAUCCUGGAUUGCUUGUAUCAGAAGUCCAGUGAAGGGGUGCAGGGGAUUUUGCGAGCGGCGCCGGGGAGGCUCCAAACCCCUGGUGAGGCCAUCAAGUAUGUCCUAGAUAAGCAAAAGGCCUGCCCGUCUGUGGCAGGGGAGGUAGCUGCGGCGGUAGCAGGAGUGAUGAUGGCCUGUAGGGAGGCGGACCAUCGUAGUGCGGACCGACAGUUAGGACCUUGCUUUAAAUGUGGUCAAGCGGGCCACAUUAGGGCCCAGUGCAGAAUGGGUACAGGUGGAUGCGUAACAUGUCAGCAGUGCGGGCGGAAGGGUCAUGCAGCACCGCAAUGCAGGGCCCGUAGGCCUCCACGCCAGGGAAAUAACAACGGGAGACAGUCCGAGCACGGUGACUUCAUUUUUCGACCUAUGCAGGCCCCUGACCUAAGUUUACCCAUGGCGGCGCUGUCUCUAAAUACCCAUGAGCGCCCUCUGGUGAAAGCCACUAUUUCUUGCACCAACCUCCCGCCGGAUUUUCAAGGCCCUCGAUCUAUCUUUGUCACUGCCCUCAUAGAUUCCGGCGCCGACGUUACUGUAGUCGCGGAAACAGAAUGGCCAUCCUCGUGGCCCGCGGAGGCCUCGCAGUCUAUUAUGGGGGUUGGAGGGGCGACCCCCUCACGCCGGUCUACCAAUGAGGUACAAGCGGUUGUGAUUAACAGGGAUGGCUCCUUAGAGAAACCGGCGUUGCUUACACCAUUGGUGGCGCGUGUCCCCGGAACUCUUCUGGGGCGGGAUUUCUUGCGACAGAUAGGCGCUCGCAUUACAAAUACAGCCAGCCAAACAGCAUGCUUGAUACAGGCUCUAAAUACAACCCUCCCUUGGGACCCCCAAGAAUUGGAUAUUUUAGGGUCCCAGAUGAUCAAGAACGGAACAACACGUACGUGUGUUACCUUUGGUUCGGUGUGCUAUAAAGAGAACAAUCGCAGUAGAGUCUGUCACAAUUUUGAUGGGAAUUUUAAUGGGACUGGUGGGGCGGAAGCAGAAUUGCGUGACUUCAUAGCAAAAUGGAAAAGUGAUGACCUUCUUAUAAGACCCUAUGUCAACCAAUCAUGGACGAUGGUAAGUCCAAUAAACGUAGAGAGUUUUUCAAUAAGUCGUAGAUAUUGUGGAUUCACCAGUAACGAGACUCGUUACUAUAGAGGGGACCUUUCUAAUUGGUGUGGUUCAAAAAGGGGAAAAUGGUCAGCAGGGUACAGCAACGGGACAAAAUGUUCCAGCAACACGACGGGUUGCGGUGGUAAUUGCACGACGGAAUGGAAUUAUUAUGCAUAUGGGUUUACCUUCAGGAAACAGCCAGAGGUGUUGUGGAACAAUGGGACUGCUAAGGCACUCCCUCCAGGUAUUUUCUUGAUUUGUGGGGACAGGGCUUGGCAAGGCAUCCCGCGUAAUGCCUUGGGAGGGCCCUGUUAUCUAGGACAAUUGACUAUGCUCUCUCCUAACUUUACCACCUGGAUAGCAUAUGGGCCGAACAUUACAGGUCACCGCCGUAGCAGGCGCUCGCUGAGUCGUCUCUCGCCUGACUGCGGUGAUGAGCUACAGCUAUGGAGUGUGACAGCCCGGAUAUUUGCUUCUUUCUUUGCUCCUGGUAUAGCCGCAGCACAGGCCUUAAAGGAGAUCGAACGAUUGGCAUGUUGGUCGGUUAAGCAAGCAAAUUUAACAUCAUUAAUAUUGAAUGCGAUGCUGGAGGACACGAGCAGCAUCCGGCACGCAGUGUUGCAGAAUCGAGCAGCCAUCGAUUUCUUACUCCUGGCGCAGGGACACGGGUGUCAAGACGUGGAAGGGAUGUGUUGCUUCAAUCUCAGCGAUCACAGUGAGUCCAUUCACAAGGCGCUCCAAGCCAUGAAGGAACAUACAGAGAAGAUACGGGUGGAAGAUGAUCCCAUAGGGGACUGGUUUACGCGCACGUUUGGUGAUCUAGGAAGGUGGCUCGCGAAAGGUGUUAAGACGCUACUGUUUGCCUUGCUUGUCAUAGCCUGUCUAUUAGCUAUCAUUCCAUGUAUAAUCAAGUGCUUUCAGGAUUGUCUAUCGAGAACAAUGAAUCAGUUUAUGGAUGAACGCAUAAAAUAUCAUAGAAUUAGGGAGCAGCUGUAGGUUCCGAACGCGAUGUGACGGGAGCUAUCGGCAUAGGGAGGGGGAGAUGUUGUAUGCGUAGCGAGGGAAACGAGGUGUGUUGUAGGCGUAGCGAGGGAAACGAGGUGUGACGCGUGCAGGUUCCUAUGCCACCUGUGUGUUAUGCCACCUGUGUGUGCCAAGUGUAACUUCGUGAUUGGAGGAAACACUUGUAUUUAAACACGUAGCCUAUAGCAAUAAACGCCAUUUGCCUCACUUA
Molecule: messenger RNA, 3920 nt
Organism: Gallus gallus (chicken)
Lineage: Eukaryota; Metazoa; Chordata; Aves; Galliformes; Phasianidae
Exons: 1
Coding region: 362-3682 (1106 amino acids)
Biological process (GO): proteolysis; viral process
Molecular function (GO): aspartic-type endopeptidase activity; nucleic acid binding; zinc ion binding
Source: RefSeq, a predicted model, not a curated record